AUGAUAAAAGGGACCAUACACCAAACAUGGUCUAGAUCACUUGGAGUGGUCAGUCGGCGCUCAUACCAUGUCCCAAGUAUCAACAAGGCUUUAAAAACUGAAUAUGACACCAUCAACGACUAUGGUAGUUACAAGAACAAUGUUUUCACUCAUAGAUUACCAGAAUCGACUGCUCAACAAUCCCCAUCAUUAGUUGCAUUACAUUCAAGAUUAAACUUGCCAUCCAAGUACUCCUUGUCUACAUUAUCUCAAGCAUUGAAUUUGAAUAUCAAUGACGGGUUAGUUAACAACUUUGGCCUUAACACUUUGGGUAAGAACUUGUUGUCCUACUACGUCUCUGAACACCUUUUGGUCAAGUACCCUAGAUUACCUAUGCCUAUUCACAAUGUUGCUGUUGACAGCUUGAUGGGACAUGAAACAUUACAUGAAAUAGGAAAAAUAUGGGGUAUUCAAGUCGAUUCAUCUACAAAGUUGGACAAGUACUUAAGCCAAGAAUCCGAAUUCAUAAAGUAUGGUAAGUUGAGAUUCUUGAGUGAACAACAGAAAGGAGAAGUCAAGGAAAGCGGAGUUCAUGAACUUUCUUCACAAGAAUCUAAGACCAAGAUAGAUUCUUCAUUUAUUUCUGACGAAGCUCAGGCUUAUGCUUCUGCCGUAAGAUCUAUCAUUGGUGGAUUAUACACUCAUACCGGCGAAGAGGCUACCAAGAAGUUCAUCCAAGACCACAUUUUAUCCAGAAAAUUACCUUUGGAAGAAAUGUUCCAAUUUAACCAACCAACUAGAGAAUUGGUUAGAUUGUGUGACAAGUUGAAUUUCGCAGAACCACUCGAAAUCAGGUUGAUUGCCGAAACUGGUCGUUUAUCUGCACAUGCCAUCUAUGUUGCCGGUGCUUUCUGUGGUACCGAAAAGCUUGGUGAGGGUAUCGGAUCCUCCAUUGCUGAAGCUAAGACCAGAUCUGUGGUCAACGCUUUAAUGUCAUAUUAUUUGUAUUCUCCUUUAGACUCUGAAGGAAAUGCUGCCAAGGUGCCAAGCGACAAAGAUUAUAAGUUCGAGGGUAUUGUUGGAUUAGGAGAUGUGUCUAUUUAA
Suhomyces tanzawaensis NRRL Y-17324 is the source of this 1083-nucleotide messenger RNA. It is a transcript of the gene MRPL3, whose product is annotated as mitochondrial 54S ribosomal protein mL44. Lineage: Eukaryota; Fungi; Ascomycota; Pichiomycetes; Serinales; Debaryomycetaceae. Gene Ontology annotation, molecular function: double-stranded RNA binding; ribonuclease III activity. The transcript has a single exon. Bases 1 to 1083 code for a protein of 360 amino acids. Gene Ontology annotation, cellular component: nucleus. Gene Ontology annotation, biological process: rRNA processing; regulation of gene expression; primary miRNA processing. The record is from RefSeq and is a predicted model, not a curated record.